AUGUGGAUACGAUGCCUCCUGGGACUGUUGAUUUUGAACAGUGUUGGUAAAGUCCAGGGUCAAGUACCAGCCGCUGGAACUCCUGCUGGCACAUCACAGUUAACUGGGAUUCCAAAUAUCAUAAAUCAACAACUAGUGUCUCCCUAUAGAUGUCCCGAAGGAUGGCUGAAACGGAACAAACGGUGUUAUUUCUUCAGUGAGACGAAGGCGAGUUGGUACGGAGCCGAGGCACAAUGCAGAAUAAUGGGAGGCUACCUUUCCAUACCUGACACUGAGGAGGAGAAUAAUUUUCUAAAGGAACGAUCACUCUCCGAGAGGACAAGAAUCCAAGGAGGAUUGCAGCAUAUAUCAGAUUUUUCAAGAUGGAUUGGACUUCGUUCACUGGAUGGUGCUACUGUCACAAAGAUCAUCACUAACGAUACUCCGACUUUCACAAACUUUCGCCCUACGGAACCUAACAAUUUAGUAAAUAAUAUGUGUAUCAAGUUGGAUGAUGAUUUUAACUUUACUUGGGCGGCACAGCAAUGCUUUCGAACGUUGUUCUACAUAUGUGAGCGGCAAUUGGCCGUGUAUAGCAGUGUUAUACGUAGACAGAACCCAGAGACAUUGGACAAUGUGCUUCAUGCGACAUUCUCAGAACAGCAGGUUUAG
This is a messenger RNA of Ylistrum balloti, 651 nucleotides long. RefSeq names its product perlucin-like protein. Gene Ontology annotation, biological process: biological process involved in interspecies interaction between organisms. Gene Ontology annotation, cellular component: external side of plasma membrane. The coding region runs from base 1 to 651 and encodes 216 amino acids. The record is from RefSeq and is a predicted model, not a curated record. The transcript is spliced from 5 exons. Lineage: Eukaryota; Metazoa; Mollusca; Bivalvia; Pectinida; Pectinidae. Gene Ontology annotation, molecular function: carbohydrate binding.